This is a messenger RNA of Salvelinus namaycush (lake trout), 1471 nucleotides long. It is a transcript of the gene galk1, whose product is annotated as galactokinase 1. The record is from RefSeq and is a predicted model, not a curated record. The transcript has 8 exons. The coding region runs from base 236 to 1414 and encodes 392 amino acids. Gene Ontology annotation, cellular component: cytoplasm; cytosol. Gene Ontology annotation, biological process: galactose metabolic process; carbohydrate phosphorylation. Gene Ontology annotation, molecular function: galactokinase activity; ATP binding. NCBI's taxonomy places the organism in Eukaryota, Metazoa, Chordata, Actinopteri, Salmoniformes, Salmonidae.
GUGAGUCAGCUGACACAUGUCAUUUUAUCACAAUCUUAUUGUAACGUUAAUCCAACUCCAAGAAAGGUUUAUUCGUUUUUAAAACUUGUAAUACACUAUUAUUUAUCGUGAUUCAAACGGUAUCUCAAACUUAGAACCUCACGUAAGAUUCUAAUGGUUGAAGAUUACAAAGUGCUGCUGCUGGAUUUUGGACUCUGAAUUCGUGAUUUGUCUACUCUACUCGUCUGCUCCAUUCAUGGCCAGUCCAGUCCCGAGUGUGUCCGAGUUGGUUGCCGAGGCUCGACGUGUGUACGAGCAGAGCUUCGGGGGAGAUGGUCCACAGGUGGCAGUGUGUGCCCCAGGCAGGGUCAACCUGAUAGGGGAGCACAUCGACUACAACCAAGGAUUCGUCCUCCCUAUGGCUCUGCCCAUGGUGACGGUGGUGGUUGGCAGUAGGACCUCUGGCCAGAGUGCCUCCAUCAUUACUGCUGCUAAAGAUGUGGAGGAGCCCAGGAGAGUGGACUUUGACUUGCCCAAUGACAAGGCUCCUCUGUCUCCUGGGAAACCCAGCUGGGCCAAUUAUGUCAAAGGAGUGGUGCAGCACUACAGAGCUCCUCCAGUCCCAGGGUUCAGGGCAGUGAUAGCCAGUAGUGUCCCUCUAGGGGGCGGUCUGUCCAGCUCAGCCUCUCUAGAGGUAGCCAUGUACACAUUCCUACAGCAGCUCAAGCCAGAUGACGGGGACAAGGUGGCGAAGGCAGUGGCGUGCCAGAAGGCAGAACACACCCAUGCAGGUGUGCCCUGCGGCAUCAUGGACCAGUUUGUCUCCGUGCUGGGCAGGGAGGCUCAUGCACUACUCAUAGACUGCAGGUCCCUGGAGGCCACUCCUGUCCCUCUGUCAGACCCAGGCCUUGUCAUCCUCAUCAGUAACUCGAACGUGAAGCAUUCUCUGACGGGCAGCGAGUACCCUAGCAGACGACGACAGUGUGAGGAGGCAGCUGCCAUCUUGGAAAAGGCCAGCCUGAGAGAUGCCACACUGAAGGACCUGGAGGAUGCUAAGAGCCGAUUGGACAAUGAGACCUAUCGAAGGGCUCGUCAUGUAAUCGAGGAGAUAGCGCGGACGGCCCAGGCAGCAGAGUCCCUGAAGAAAGGGGAAUACAAAGAGUUUGGCAAACUCAUGGUGGAAAGCCACAACUCACUCAGGGACUUGUUUGAAGUGAGCUGCAAGGAGCUGGAUGAGCUGGUGUCUGCAGCCAUGGAGGUGGAGGGUGUGUUUGGCAGCAGGAUGACAGGGGGAGGGUUUGGAGGAUGUACUGUCACACUACUGCAGGCUGAAGCCAUAGACAGGACCAUGCAGAACAUACAGGAGCGAUACAGUGGAUCCCCAACUUUCUACAUCACAACUCCCUCACAAGGAGCUCGGGUCAUGAGUCUAUGAAGAGCAAACACUACAUUUUUCCAUUAUGUACAACUUCAUCGCAAAAAAAAAAAAAAA